Molecule: messenger RNA, 1566 nt
Organism: Hansenula ciferrii
Lineage: Eukaryota; Fungi; Ascomycota; Saccharomycetes; Phaffomycetales; Wickerhamomycetaceae
Product: MCT family MFS transporter
Exons: 1
Coding region: 1-1566 (521 amino acids)
Biological process (GO): transmembrane transport
Cellular component (GO): fungal-type vacuole membrane
Molecular function (GO): transmembrane transporter activity
Source: RefSeq, a predicted model, not a curated record
AUGACACACAAUGAUUUCACUCCUACUCAAUCACCAUUAGAAACUUCCAAAACAGUAGUUGACUCACAAAAUGAUUAUUUUGAUCCAAGAAAUAUAAAUGAUAUAAUCACUAAUCCAAAUGUUGGUUCAAGUUCAAGAAACAUAAUUAAUGAAGAUGAUGAUUUGAAUUCACAAUCUGGCCAUAAAUCCAAAAAACAUAAUGAUAUAAAUGAACAUGAUAUUGAAUUACAAUCAAUUUCAUCAAAUGAUACAGUUAGAAACCAAUCACCAAAUACUCAAGAUGAUAAAAAUGAUUCUAAAGAAGCAAUGUUUGCCAAUGAUGAUAUUGAUUAUCCUGAAGGUGGUCUCCAGGCUUACUUAGUGGUAUUUGGUGUAUUUAUGGGUCUUACACCAACUUUUGGUAUAUUAAACACAUUAGGUGCUAUUGAAACUUAUAUUUCAGAAAAUCAAUUAAAUGAUAUUCCAUCAUCAACAACAUCAUGGGUUUUUUCAGUUUUCCUUUUUGUUAAUUUUACAAGUUGUAUCUUUUCAGGUACAUUUUUCGAUAGAAAUGGUGCAAGAAUUCCAUUGAUUGUUGGUACUUUAUUAUUCUGUGGUGGUCUUUUCGCUACUGCAAAUUGUAAAACAGUUUGGCAAUUCAUCCUUGCAUUUGGUGUGCUUUGUGGAUUUGGUAAUGGUACAACUUUAUCUCCAUUAGUUUCAGUGGUUCCACAUUAUUUCAAUAAGAGACGUGGAUUAUUUAUUAGUAUUGCAUCUACGGGGGGUUCUGCAGGUGGUAUUAUCUUCCCCAUCAUGUUAAGAAAAUUAUAUGAUACCGUUGGGUUUGCAUGGGGGAUGAGAAUUUUUGGAUUUGUUUGUUUAGCAUGUCAUUCAAUUGGUAUAGCAUUUGCUCGUGAAAGAUUACCACAUCAAAAAUCCAACAAAACAACUCUACAAAAAAUCUUAAGUUAUACAUAUGCAUUUGAUAUUAAUUCAUUUAAAGAAUGGAAAUUUGUAUUUGUUGUACUUGGUUGUACAUUUGCUGAAGUUUCAGUUACUACAACGGCAACUUAUUAUACAUCAUAUACAAGAGUCCAAGGAACAUCAUUAUCAACAGCAUAUUUAUUAACAACUUUGGUUAAUGUUGGUGGUAUUCCAGGUCGUUGGAUAACUGGUUAUUUAUCUGAUAAAAUUGGUAGAUUUAACGUUAUGAUUUUCACAUUAACAUUUACAUUCACUGUUGUAUUAGUCAUUUUAUUACCAUUUGGUCAUCAUCAAGGUGCAUUAUAUGCAUUCUCACUUAUAUGGGGGUUUGCCACAGGAUCAAUUUUUUCAUUAUUAUCAGUUUGUUGUGGACAAGUUUCCAAGACUGAAGAUUUUGGUAAAAGAUAUAGUACAAUGUAUUUUAUUGUUGCAUUUGGUACAAUGGCUUCAAUCCCAAUUGGAGGUGCUAUAAUUGGUGAUCGUUCUGUAGCUAGUUUUAAUCAUUUUAUGAUUUUUAGUGCUUUAACUGCUUUGGCUGCUGCUAUUUUUUAUUCUAUUGGGAAAUUUGUUUGUGUUGGGUUUGGUUUAAAGACAAAGUUUUAA